This is a messenger RNA of Sordaria macrospora k-hell, 342 nucleotides long. NCBI's taxonomy places the organism in Eukaryota, Fungi, Ascomycota, Sordariomycetes, Sordariales, Sordariaceae. The record is from RefSeq and is a predicted model, not a curated record.
AUGGCGGAGGUCGUGGGAGUAUGGGGUAUCAGCACCACCAGCCGCUGCAACAACCGCUACAACAACCGCUGCAGCAUGAAUCCUUACAGCAUCAUCCUCAACACCAACGACACCAACAACAACCUCAACACCAAAACCCCACUAUCGCGAACCAAAACGUCGCCCACCACCAACCAAACCAUUUCCGACCGCAAUCGCAACAACACCAAAAUCAACCACCACAACAAAAUCAACAACACCAAGUCCAUCAACCACCAAACCAACCGCACCCACACCACCCACACCACUCACAGCCCUCAAACCCCCAUCCCCACUCCCCUUCCCUCCAAGUACACAACAUAA